ACUUUAACAAUAGUUGUAACUUAAGAAAGUGAUAUUAUUCUCUAAAAUAGAGUUGGUUUUUCCACAUAUUGAAUUUCCGAUUUCUGUAUAAUUUAAAGUAAGCUGGAAGAGUUACUGUCGUCAGUUCGCCUAAAUUCAUAAGCACAGUUUACACAGACAUAAAAGUUCCAAAAUGGGCGCCAAAAUAUCCUCAAAGAAGCUGCAGCCUAAAACUAUCAACGAACUUCAACAUCACAUUGAUGUAGACUUUACAAAAGAUGAAAUUCAAGAUUGGUACAAAGACUUUGAGAAACAUCUUGGCGAAGGUGAAACUGCUCUUUCAAGGACAGCAUUCAUCAAAGUCUAUAACAGCUUGUUUGACGGUGAUGCUUCAACGUUUGCUGGACAGGUUUUUCGAACUUUCGAUGUAGACAAUAAUAAUAUGGUUGAUUUUAAAGAGUUUAUUUUGGGAUUGUGCAUGUCUGGAAGUACAGACCCAAAUGUUAAACUGAAAUGGGCUUUCAGUAUGUAUGAUAUUGAUCAAAAUGGAUAUAUCUCUCAGGAUGAAAUGAACCAUAUUCUCAACGCUGUAUGCAAAAUGACAAACUGCCGCCUACCCGAAGAAUUUACAUCAAUUGAAAAUAUGACCAAAAACAUUUUUAAUGUUCUUGAUAAAAAUUCGGACAAUCAGAUAAGCCUAGAAGAGUUUAUAGAGGGAGCAGAGAAAAUCCAAUUUGUGAUUGACAUACUCCAGUGUGAUCCAGCUCCAGAUACGUAAACAUUCAAUGAUUUCAUAUUAAAUACUCUCAGGUAUAAAGUGCUUCCAGGACCAAAAAACCUUUAAAGGUUUCUGUGCUGGAUAGGAUUCAUGACCUACUAUCGAUAUUUCAACAAAGAGUCAUGUUAAGUCAUUGUUCUUUUUAGCUGGGACUUAAGCAUUUAUCUAUUGGUCUCCGUCUUUAGGCACAAUGAAUUUGCAUUAAAAACUAAAACAUAACACAUUAUGGAAAUGAUGUAGAAAAAGAUAUUUAGUAUCGGAUUAAACUUGUAACAACAGAAAUGCAUUCAUAAUAUUCUUUAAAAAUACAAGUCCUAGAUGGAAAUGAAAUGUUUUGGUCAUUUUGUUAUUUUAGCAUCAAUGUAGAAUAAAGUUAUUAUAGUAAGGAAAAUAUACUUAUAUAUAUAUAUACUAUCUUUGUGA
This is a messenger RNA of Mytilus californianus (California mussel), 1180 nucleotides long. Its product is annotated as neurocalcin-delta B-like. Gene Ontology annotation, molecular function: calcium ion binding. The transcript has 3 exons. The record is from RefSeq and is a predicted model, not a curated record. Lineage: Eukaryota; Metazoa; Mollusca; Bivalvia; Mytilida; Mytilidae. Bases 173 to 757 code for a protein of 194 amino acids.